AAGACGGAAGCGCGGCGGGGAGCGGGGCCGGGGCCGGUGCCAUGGCCGGGCCCGGCUGGGCCCCGCCGCGCCUGGACGGGUUCAUCCUCACCGAACGCCUCGGCUCCGGCACCUACGCCACCGUCUACAAGGCCUACCGGAAGAGGGACACCCGCGAGGUGGUGGCCAUCAAGUGCGUGAGCAAGAGGAGCCUCAACCAGGCCUCGGUGGAGAACCUGCUGACCGAGAUCGAGAUCCUGAAGACCAUCCGCCACCCGCACAUCGUGGAGCUCAAGGACUUCCAGUGGGACAGCGACCACAUCUACCUGAUCAUGGAGUUCUGUGCCGGGGGGGACCUUUCCCGCUUCAUCCGGAUGCGCAGGAUCCUCCCCGAGAAGGUGGCACGUGUCUUCCUGCAGCAGCUGGCCUGCGCCCUGAAGUUCCUCCACGACCACAACAUCUCCCACCUGGACCUGAAGCCUAAGAACAUCCUCCUGAGCGCCCCGGAGAACCCCCAGCUGAAGCUGGCAGAUUUUGGCUUUGCUCAGUACAUGUCUCCCUGGGACGAGCAGCACGUCCUGCGGGGCUCCCCGCUCUACAUGGCCCCCGAGAUGGUUUGUCGCCAGCAGUACGACGCCAGGGUGGACCUCUGGUCGGUGGGCGUCAUCCUUUAUGAAGCACUUUUUGGGAGACCACCCUUCGCCUCCCGCUCCUUCGCCGAGCUGGAGGAGAAGAUCCGCAGCGACCGGGCUGUGGAGCUGCCCAGUCGGCCCCCGCUCUCCCCGGAAUGCCGGGAUCUCUUAGGACAGCUCUUGGAGAGGGACCCUGGGAAGCGCAUCUCCUUCGAGCGCUUCUUCGCCCACCCUUUUGUGGAUAUGGAGCAUGUCCCUGGCCCUGAGAGCCUCUGCAAGGGGACCAACCUGGUGGUGGAGGCAGUGAAGAAGGAUCAGGAGGGCGACGCCUCCGCCGCCCUCUCCCUUUACUGCAAAGCCCUGGAGUAUUUUGUGCCAGCUCUGCACUAUGAAACCGAUGCUCGCAGGAAAGAAGCCAUCCGAGCCAAGGUGGGCCAGUACAUCUCCAGAGCAGAGGAGCUGAAGGCUUUGGUCACCUCCAGCAACAAGAACCUCCUGCAGCAAGGGAACCCGGCCAGGGAGCUCCUGAAAGAGAUGGCCAAGGACAAGCCUCGGCUCUGCACUGCACUGGAGAUGGCCUCUGCAGCCAUUGCUAAGGAGGAGGAAGGCAAAGAUGAUGGUGACACCCUGGAGCUGUACCAGCAGAGCUUGGGUGAGCUGCUGCUGCUCCUGGCUGCUGAGCCUGCGGGGAGGCGCCGGGAGCUGCUCCACACUGAGAUCCAGACCCUGAUGGCUCGAGCUGAGUACCUGAAAGAUCAGAUAAAGAUGAGGGAGGCACAGUCCAUGGGCAAGGAGGCACUGGCAGAGUCUGUCCGGAGUGCCUGCACCCUGCAGUGAUUCCCGGGAACCAGCCGGCGGGAUGCUGCUCCCUGCCCUGCCCAGCCAGAGGGCUGGAGGAAGAACAAAGCUUCCAUUCUGACCACAUCAGGGUAAUAGCCUCGGGGGGCUCCCCCUUGGCUCUGUAGGGCCAUCUGCCCCCCUCCCUGGGCACUGAUUUCCCAGUGGGCAGAGUCCCCUGCCAGCCCUGCCUCCACCGUCUGCUGCUGCAGCCUCCCCUGCCCUCGGGGGGCAGGUUAUUCCACUCUAAUUCCCUCUGCUCUGCCAGGCUGGGUAUUUUUUUUUCUCCUGGCUCCCCUCUGCCAGCCUUUGAGGUGGGAUGUUGCUUCCCAAAGUCUCUGGGGAGACCUCUGAGUGGUGCAGAAGCACCCACAAAACCCCGCCGGUAGCUGCGGGCUGUGGGUGGUGGCAGCAGGCAGAGGGGACACACACACUGCCCACACCCACCCACCCUCUGCUGUCUUGGGUGCCUUUUUCACCCAGCAACUACCUCUCUGCACCCACCACUGCUCCCCCAGGCUCCAGCACUGGCUGCUGGAGCACUGGGGGGGGUUGGUCAGGCUGUUGCUUCCCAAACUUCCCCGCGCUGGGGUCUGGUGGGUGCUGACCACCUUGGACAUCUGUGUCAUGAGGUGUCACCCGUGCUCAGCGGGGGUUCCUGGGUGGCACGUGCUCCUCCACGGGUGCAGGCCUGGAGUGAAACGGGAGCAGGAAUCAGGUGCCUUCAGGGAUAGUGGCACAGCCACCAACAGGGAUACCUCCCCGAAGGCAGAGCCUGGGUGUCCGGCCUGCUCUGUGCCUCAGGGCUCUGGCAACCCAAAUAUCCAAAUUAGAUUCCCAGGAACCAUCUCCAGCCCUGCAGAAGUUCCUUGCCCCGGGUGGCAACGUCCCCCCAGCCUGCAAAACAAGGGACUUUUCACACAAUCUGCUGUAUUUCAAGGGAAUGUAAUUUAUUGUCUUUAAUAAAGUGGGGCUCCAGCUGAGCCCGAGAGCCA
Messenger RNA from Apus apus (common swift), 2443 nucleotides. RefSeq names its product unc-51 like kinase 3 (gene ULK3). The record is from RefSeq and is a predicted model, not a curated record. The coding region runs from base 42 to 1448 and encodes 468 amino acids. Gene Ontology annotation, cellular component: autophagosome; cytoplasm. The transcript is spliced from 16 exons. Lineage: Eukaryota; Metazoa; Chordata; Aves; Apodiformes; Apodidae. Gene Ontology annotation, molecular function: ATP binding; protein serine/threonine kinase activity. Gene Ontology annotation, biological process: autophagy; peptidyl-serine phosphorylation; protein autophosphorylation.